AUGUUUGUGUCGGUUCGCGACCAAGGCCACCGACGCCGCAGUCAUACCUUCGGCGUCAGUAAGGCUGCCCGUUCUUCCAAGCUAUCCCUUCUCUCUGCCAUCACAACUAGUUCGCAUGGAUCGAACGAUAGCGCGCGCACAAUCACCCAAGAAUCGUAUAGGAAAUCGACGUCAGUCUCAGGAAAGCGACGCAGGUCGUCACACACCAGAGGUCCACUGAAGUCAAGGGACCGGAAAGCGUCUACAGUCAAGACCAAGCCGGGUCAACCCGAGAAAGAGAAGACCAUGUCUCGAGAAUCGGUCGAUGUGUUCGCCUUUCUGGUGCAAGACGAAGAGCAGAAUCCGACCUCGCUGCAGGACGAGGUUGCUCGGCCCAUACAGGACAAAUAUCAAACCCACGAGGAAUCAGACACUGAGAGCGUAAGCAGAAGUCAGCAUUCAGAUUCUGGAAUUUCCAUGGGAGAGAGUAUUAUUUGUCGUCCACACACUGAUUCUUUGGUCGAGGGCCACCUACCUUCCUUGCCCGAGGAAUCCCAGGAGACAGCCGAGUCAAGACUGCAGCUGGCAAAUGGCUCGACGGACGAGAGACGCUUGCGGUUUCAAUGGCCAGCGGUGCCCCGUGCUACUCACAAGCCAUACUAUAAUAAAGCAGGCAGCAGGACGCCUAGCCCUGAGAACAUUCGUCGUCACAUGCCCUUCGUUAGAGAAGAUGUUCCUCCACCGCCCAAAGAGGCGAGUCUCUCAGGGUACGAUCUUGUCGCUCAUAAACUCAUGCACGAGGAACUUCCACCCGUGUUCCGACGAUUUCAGAAGAGCAAUUACAGAAUGCUGCUCCAGUUACAGGAUGAGAUCUCUGAGAUGGAAGAUGACCUGGCUGCUCUUGAUCUGAAGGAUAGCAGAAGACGUCUCAAGGUCGACGGUAGCACGUCACCAGCAUCCAGGCGCCUCAGCUGGGAAUGGACACAGUCUGAUCUCCAAAGCCAUCGAUUGGAGGUGCUCGGAAGACUUUAUAUCAAGCUCGAACAGUACUAUCAAGCUCUGCUUUCAGCUCAAAAAGUGCAAAGACUUUCUGCAUCACCAACGCAACCAGACCUUGAACGAUUCCGAACGUGGAUGCGAGAGAAGAACCCUCUUUCGGCGCCGGAGUCCAAGUUUCUCGAUCACGAAGAUGACUUGAUCUGCCUCACUAGCAACUCGACAUCCUCGAGUGCUACAGGAUCAAAUAUAGGAUUUGUUCCCGCAUGCAUCGUGUCCACCUCGCUCCUUCCGCUCUUUUGCUUCAAGAUCGUCACUGGCGUCCUCAGUCGGUUGAUCAUCCUGGUUGUGCUGCUGGCCGUGGAGUUGGGCAGUCUGGAAAAGCUGGACAGAUCAAAAGUCGGUCAGCACCAACAAUGGAUUUUUGCAUGUUUUGGUGUUUUGCUGCUGGUGGCCCUUUUCUUGUGA
Molecule: messenger RNA, 1443 nt
Organism: Exophiala spinifera
Lineage: Eukaryota; Fungi; Ascomycota; Eurotiomycetes; Chaetothyriales; Herpotrichiellaceae
Exons: 2
Coding region: 1-1443 (480 amino acids)
Source: RefSeq, a predicted model, not a curated record